This is a messenger RNA of Acaromyces ingoldii, 2330 nucleotides long. Its product is annotated as oligomeric complex COG6. Lineage: Eukaryota; Fungi; Basidiomycota; Exobasidiomycetes; Exobasidiales; Cryptobasidiaceae. The transcript has 2 exons. Gene Ontology annotation, biological process: intra-Golgi vesicle-mediated transport. The coding region runs from base 82 to 2313 and encodes 743 amino acids. Gene Ontology annotation, cellular component: COG complex. The record is from RefSeq and is a predicted model, not a curated record.
CGAACCUGUCUGCUCUCAUUGACAACGCGGCGCCCGGACAGCGAGCGCGCGAGCGAAAGAGCCAGAGGGAAAGGCAAACGCAUGGCAGCCUCGACCGAGGCAGGGCCUUCGCGAAGGCGACCGGGCUCGUCGUCACACCUCGACCCCUUGCCCGCGACGCACCCGCUCUCGCUCAAGCUUCGCUCCAUCUUUGAUCCUAGACGCUCGAAAGAGACGGACCCCGAGGCAGUCAAACAGGCCCUCGACGAUAUAGAGGAGCGCUACAGCCGUCGAGACGAUGCAAAGCACAAGAAGCACUUUGACGUGGCGUGGGCACGGACGAGGGUGGCCAAAGAUGCAGAGGACUCGGUCGAGGACGCCACGCUGGGCUACUUGGACGUCCUGGAGACAGUGGACCGGGCGAUCUCAGAUGUCUCAAACCACAUCGACGAGCUCUACGCGGCCUGCAACGACAUCGACUCAAGACUUACCCGCGCAGACGAUUCGACGCGGUACCUCUUGGAACAUGCCGAUGGCUUGCGAAAGCAGAGGGCAACGACAGCGCAGAAUGCAAAGCUGCUCAACGCCUUUCUCUCGCGCUUCACACUAGCCGAGGCACAGAUCGACGCAAUCGAAUCGAGAUCGCUUCCGGUCGGGCCUCUUCUCUUUGAGGCAAUGGAUCGCAUCGAGGCCAUAAGGGCCGACUGCCAUGUCCUCCUCGUAGGCCGCGAAGAGGGGCAGGUGGGCGGCAUGAGGGCGGGCAUUGACAUCAUGGACGAGACGGCCAGCCUGAUGGACAAGGCGCAGACCAAGGUGGCCAAGUGGCUCACGUUUGAGCUUCGAAGUACCUUCAAAGAGGGCCAGGAUGUCGGACAAAAUGUGCGAGAGUCGGUCAAGAGGCUUGAUCAGCGAGAGGACCUGCUCAGACCUGCACUCAAGGCUUUAGCCACGACCAGAGCGAAGCAACUGUCAAAUGCCUUUCAGAUGGCCUUGACAGUGGGCGGACCCGCGCCUUCCUUUUUGCCUCGGCCCAUCGAGCUACAUGCCCACGACCCGAUGCGCUACGUCGGCGACAUGCUGGCCUGGGUUCACCAGUCGGUAGCCUCUGAGCGCGAGUUCCUCAUCGGCCUCUUCUCACGUCUUGAAAAGGCAGAAGACAUCGAAGGUCGACGGAGGGUGGGAGAACGUCGACGAGGCCUGGAAGGCAGCAUCGACUAUACAAGAGAUCGCGAUGUUAUGGAGCAGAUUGGUCUGACGAAGGGCGAGAUCUGGACGAGGGAAGUCCUCGAUCGUGUCCUGGAAGGCUGCGGCAGGCCGCUCAACGUGCGCGUCGAGCAGACUGUCAACUCGCAGGAAGGGUGCAUUACGACUUUCAAGCUCGCUUCGCUCGUUCAGUUCUACCGGGUGACGAUGGAACGGACAAUUGGAAGCAAAGCGGCGCUGAGCAAGACGCUCUCAGAGAUCAGCCAGGUCUCAUAUCGAGCUUUUCUCAACACCCUCGACAAUCUCGCAGCUGGCCUUUCACGCUUCCACCAGACGCCCGAGUCGGACUUGGGACCAUCGCCACCGCUUUUGGGCGCAUGUGCCACACUCAAGGAGCUUCUGGCGGUCCACCAGUCAACACUGUCCGAGCAAGACCUCUUUGGCGACACCCUGCCUCUACGCGAUGACGAGAAAGAGGGGCAAAAUGUCGCUUCAGACAUCGGACCGGUCCUUGCGCGUCUGAUCGAUGCGAUGAUGGAGCUGUGCGUUCGAUGUGCAGACACGCUCCUGCCUGCAUCGAGCCGACGGAGGAGCAGCAGCGCAAAGGAUCUGCUGGAUCCCGCUGCUAAUAUAGACGACGACACGCCAGCCCACUGGAAUAGGUCCAUCUACCUCCUCAACUGCUUGGGCCACAUGCGCACCACCGUUGUCGAGCCCUACGAAGCGACGCUCAGCUUGACAAAGAUCAAGGUCGACCGAGAGGCCUCCCGACUUCUCGGAGACCUGACGGGGCGACACCAUCGACAUCUCCUGCGGCAGAGCGGCCUCUCGACAAUGGCCUCUGCCCCGCCCAAGAGGACGGACGAGAAGGAGUGGAAAAAGAUGCAAGCGUCCUUGGAGACGUUUCUCAAUUCGGGUGCUGCGCUUCUUGCUCCACCCGAGCUCCGCCUGCUUCAGUCUCCGUCGGCUCGGAGCGCUGUGCAUGGCAAUGCGCUGAGAAGCCUCGCCGAUGACUACAAGGUCCUCGUCGAGACGGAAACCUCUGGAACUUCGGGUUUGAAGCUGAGAAGCGUUCAAGAGGUUAGGAUUCUCCUUGGCGUCGAUUCAGAUUCCUCUUCUGCUCCUCAAUGAAACAACUGUUAAAGCUC